Molecule: messenger RNA, 1436 nt
Organism: Pygocentrus nattereri (red-bellied piranha)
Lineage: Eukaryota; Metazoa; Chordata; Actinopteri; Characiformes; Serrasalmidae
Gene: agxtb
Product: alanine--glyoxylate and serine--pyruvate aminotransferase b
Exons: 11
Coding region: 25-1284 (419 amino acids)
Cellular component (GO): peroxisome
Molecular function (GO): L-alanine:glyoxylate transaminase activity; L-serine:pyruvate transaminase activity
Source: RefSeq, a predicted model, not a curated record
UCGCUGAAUUCAGACUGCUACAGCAUGUUGCCCAAGACUCUUCUCUCCAGGGGCGCCGUCCUGGCAGCUCUGGACCUCUCUCUGCCCAGCUGGACGGCCCAGCGGUCAGUUUCCUCCGUCACUAUCCCGCCUCCGGCCUGCAUGCUGCUGCCACUGGAGGUGCCCAACCGCUACCUGUUUGGCCCUGGACCCUCAAACGUGCCCCCCCGAGUGCUGGCUGCUGGAGGGAGGCCCAUCAUUGGACACCUCCACCAUGAAAUGUAUGAGAUCAUGAACGACAUCAAGAAGGGAAUCCAGUACGCGUUUCAGACGAACAACCACAUGACCCUGGCCAUGAGCGGCUCAGGCCACGCAGCGAUGGAGUGUGCGGUGUUCAAUGUGGUGGAGCCGGGGGAGAGCGUGUUGGUGUCUGUUAACGGCGUGUGGGGGGAGCGUGUGGCUGAAAUCGCUGAGAGAAUGGGGGCCAAAGUUCACACUUUGGUAAAGGCGCCUGGUGGGUAUUUCACUAACGAAGAAAUUGAAAAGGCUUUAGCCAAACACAAGCCAGUUCUGUUUUUCCUCACACAUGGAGAGUCCUCGGCUGGCCUGGCCCACCCCAUCGACGGCAUUGGAGACUUGUGUCGCAAAUAUGACUGUUUGCUCUUAGUGGAUUCAGUGGCGUCACUGGGAGCUGCACCUCUACUGAUGGACCAACAAAAAAUCGACAUCCUAUACACCGGCUCCCAGAAGGCCUUAAAUGCUCCUCCAGGCACAGCACCCAUUUCAUUCAACGACAGAGCAUGCCACAAGAUGUUCAACAGAAAAACGAAACCUGUGUCCUACCUCUUUGACAUGACCCAUCUGUCCAACUACUGGGGCAACGACGGCAAACCUGCAAGAGAUUACCACCACACCGGCCCCGUCUCCGGAUUCCUCGCCCUCAGAGAGAGUCUGGCCAUCCUGGCUGAGAAGGGUCUGGAGAACUCCUGGAGGCACCAUAAAGAAGUAGCGGAGUAUCUGUGGAAGGGUUUAGAGGACCUGGGCCUGAAACUCUUCAUCAAGGACAAGGAUUUGAGACUGCCCUCAGUCACCACCAUCACAAUCCCUGAUGGAUACGAAUGGAAGGAGCUUCUAGCUUACAUGAUAAAGCACCACCAGCUUGAGAUGACGGGAGGUUUGGGGCCCUCCAUAGGCAUGGUGAUACGAGUGGGACUGAUGGGCUACAACUGCAGCACAAGCAACGCUGAUAAGGCCCUGGCGGCCUUGUCCGACGCUCUGAAACACUGCCCAAAACGCAAAGCCUAGACUGGACCGUCAGACACCUCAGUCAAAGCACAGGCGGCACAGUUCAUGGACAGAAACAUUGUACAGAUGGCAUUUCUCAGAAUUUCACAGAGGACUUUAAACAGGAGCAACAUGUGUACAUCUGUAAUUGAAUACAGACAUAACUCCCACUA